Podarcis muralis (Common wall lizard) is the source of this 1344-nucleotide messenger RNA. The record is from RefSeq and is a predicted model, not a curated record. Lineage: Eukaryota; Metazoa; Chordata; Lepidosauria; Squamata; Lacertidae.
CUUGCAGGUACUUAUUUGAAUCCCUCAGAAAGAAAUCCUUUAACUUUUCCAAAAUGGGAUUCAGGCAGGAAAUCAAAGAGUUCUAUUAUUUCCAAAGCUAUGCUUAAAUCUCCUCCGAAGACACAGUCCAGUGUAUACAGCCACAAAGUUGCAGAAACUUUGCUUGAUCUUUGGUCAUUGGGCCCAGAAGAGUUUAUCACUACCAACAGACAAAAUACCAAACCAGAUUUUGUUUGCUGUCAGACUGAAGCCUCUGUUGAAACCCUCUACCAAUCUCCAACUUUUCAAACAUUUGAUUCUUUGGGAAACAGCAUAACGAAAACCACAACUCCAGCUUCUUCUCAGCAACUAUUUGAACCUAGUGAAUCUAGCCUGAAAAAUUUCUGCUUCUUCAGGGCAAGCACAGUACAGCCAGCCAGCUUAGGCAGCCAACCAACCCCAAGGCCAGACUCUGCCGGCUCAAUGGGAACAACAUCCUCCUUUUCCACUUUCUCAAUGUCAUCCCCUGAGUCAGCCGUUCCAAACAACACCCCACAGCCUCAUUGUUUUCCUUCCCGUGGACCUUCUUAUUUGCUCACACCACCACCUGGACUGCCUUCUCUUUUCUUUAACGAUCUCAAAGAAAGGAUUGCAAAUUCCUUUUCACCCUGCCAAGUGCCUGAUGUAUUUGAAAAUGCUAACAUCUUAAGUCUUCUUCCAGAUAAUUCAAAAUGCCCGGUCAAAAACAUUGAUAGUUGUAGGCGUAGAACUUGCCGCGCUUAUUCUGAGAAUUGGGAAGACAAUGUGGUGCAUGAUACACCUCAUGCGGCUGCCGCAAUUGAGUCUCCUGCUGCUGAUCUGCCUGGUACACACUUCCUUUGUACGAACACUGAACAAAAAGCCAUGACCCUUUUGGAAGAGAUUAAAAACGCCGUUUGUGGACUUAGAGGGGACUUCUGCAGUAUGGCAAAGGAGCUGCAUACUAUCAGUAGUGAGUUGACAAAUAUGGUGGCUUCCAUGCAAAAUAUGAGCAAAAUCUUGGCAGCUCCCCCAGACUGCUGAAGCUGACCCUGGCACUCACAAUGGCAACUUAAUUAAGGAACCUUGGAUCUGUUAUGUAUCUUGCCUUACUCAUCAGCUUUACAUAAUUCGCUAGAUCUCAUAGUUUAGAGCUGAAGUAAUGUUUUAAUUUAAAGAGAUGUUUUUAUAUAUGUGCACACACAAAUGUGUACCUGUUAUUCUUGUUAUGAAAAAUAAAUUGUUGUUUACAUCUUUGUAUUUUAAAUGUGGUUAAUAUUUUCAUUAGUUAAAAUUGCAGCUUGAUUUAUUGAAUGUUUGAAACCAACGCAUCUGAGUUAAGCACUG